AUAAAGGCCCGAUCAAAGUAAGGUAGAUCCGCAAUGUGGGAUCCGAAAGAGACUAAAAACGUCGUCGUCUUCGGCGGCACCGGUGCGCAAGGUAAAUCCGUCGUUACGCACCUCGCCGCUACAGGUCUCUACAACAUCACAGUCCCAACCCGCGACCCCACCGCACCAGCUGCCCAAGCCCUCCUCACUCAUCCCAACACCCACCUCCUCCACGCCUCCUACACCACCACAGCCGGCCUGCGCGCCAUCUUCGAGCACCAAGACGCCGCCUUCAUCUCCUUCAACUCCUUCGCCAUCCGCGAGCCAGACGAGCUCUACUGGACCAUCCGCGCGUACGAAAUCGCCGCGGCGAGCGGGGUGAAACAUUUCGUUUACUCGGGCGCGCCGAACCGGCUUGCGGCGCACGGGUACGACGAGAGGUUUCGGAAUGCGCAUAAUGCGCCGACGGCGCAGAUGGCGUGGACGGUAGUUACGAGGGGCGUGUAUAUAGAGAUGUUAGGGUCGUUGCUGAGACCUGUACGGGCGGGGGAUGGGACGUUUGUGUUUGCGGCGCCGAUUGGAGAGGGCAGUGUGCCGCUGAUGCCGUUGGAUGAUUAUGGGGCGUUGGUGAAGUGGGUGCUGAGGUACCCCGGGGAGAGUGUGGGGAGGAGGGUGGCGGGGGCGCCGUUUGUGACGACGUGGGUGGAGCUGGUGGGGGCGUUUGAGGAGGCGACGGGGAUGCAGGCGGUGUUUAGGGAUGUGACGAAGGAGGAGUGGUUUGAGGGGAUUAAGGGGUAUAUUGAUCCUGAGGAGAGAAUGCCAAGGGGGGUAGCGGAGGAUGAUGAGACGGCGACGACGCUUAGGAAGAGUUUUGGGGCGUGGUGGGAUUUGUGGAAGUUUAAUGAGCGGGAUUUGGAGGCGGAGGGGAGGCAGAGGGGGUCUAUGGAGGGGGUCAAUCCGGGGAGGCCGAAGUCUGUUGUGGAUUGGAUGAGGAGGACGGGGUAUGAUGGGGGGCUGAAGGAGGCGUUGAAGAUGAAGAAGGAUGAGGAAGCGUGAUUGACUAAUGAUACUAGGAGAUGCGAACUAUCCUGCUACUGUUUUACAUUCUCUCUGUAAGACUUCAUGCAUUAGAGAAUACUCUAGAUAAACUAGCUAACACACCUAAUAUUAACUAUUUGAAUAAAGUAGUUAGCUAAUUGAAACAGUCUGCGGGCUUGUCGGG
This is a messenger RNA of Mytilinidion resinicola, 1201 nucleotides long. RefSeq names its product NAD(P)-binding protein. The record is from RefSeq and is a predicted model, not a curated record. Bases 34 to 1035 code for a protein of 333 amino acids. The transcript has 3 exons. NCBI's taxonomy places the organism in Eukaryota, Fungi, Ascomycota, Dothideomycetes, Mytilinidiales, Mytilinidiaceae.